CAACACCUUAGAUAAGGACACUUCACUUCCGCUUUUAUUUUGAAAGAUAGAUAAACCGUUUCCGGGUAAGGGGCGUGAACCACAACACCAGCUCCGGUCCUUCCGCAUGUUCACUGUUGUUUUCUAUUUUCCAGUAGUUAAUUAAACAAGCACGACCUAAAGCCCUCCAGUUUUCUCAGGUGUGCAGAAGAUGAUGGAGGAGACUGAGGAGCUCAGUGGGAGGACGAGAAGCGACGAGGCCGAGAGCUUCAGGCUGCACAUGGUGACGUGGAACGUGGCCACAGUGGAUCCUCCGGAUGACGUGACGCUGCUGCUCCAUCUGAACUCCCCGAAGAGGCCAGACCUCUACGUCAUCGGGUUGCAGGAGGUUUUCUCGGGGCCGCUGAGGUUCGUGUCGGACAGCGUGUUCGACGACUCGUGGAGCAAACUGCUCGUGGACACGUUGGCACCGCGGAGAUACGUGAAGGUGUCGUCCAUCCGGAUGCAGGGUCUGCUGCUGCUGUGCUUCUGCAAGCUGAAGCACCUCCCCUUCAUCAGGGACAUCCAGGCCAGAUACACGCGCACCGGCAUCCUCGGAUACUGGGGCAACAAGGGCGGCGUGUCCGUCCGCCUGUCUUUCUACGGCCACAUGCUGUGUUUCCUGAACUGCCACCUGGCCGCGCACAUGGACUACGCCACGCAGCGAGUGGACGAGUUCGAGCACAUCCUGGACGCGCAGGCCUUCAGCGGCCCGACGGCGCCGAGGAUCGUGGACCACCGGUUGGUGUUCUGGUUCGGGGAUCUCAACUUCCGGAUCCAGGACCACGGGAUGCACUUUGUCCGCUCCUGCAUCGACGAACGGACCUACGACCUCCUGUGGAGCAAAGACCAGCUGACGAUGAUGAGGGAGAAGGAACCGGUCCUGCAGGAGUUCGAGGAAGGGCCUCUGGACUUCCCGCCCACGUACAAGUUUGACCUCAACACCGACACUUACGACAGCAGGCUCUACAGGACCUGGUUUGGCUUUAUCGGUAAGAAGCGUAAACCCGCCUGGACCGACAGGAUCCUGUGGAGGCUCCGGCGCAAGGCCCCCGACGGGCCCCCCCAGGAAGAGGAGGACGAGGGGGAAGAGGAAGAGUACCCGCUGAGGGUCAGGCAGGAGUUGUACACCAGCAACAUGGAGUACAGCGUCAGUGACCACAAGCCCGUCGUCGGCGUCUUCACACUGGAGCUGAGGAAGAAGUGCGCCGCUCCUCUGGUGCGUCUGCAGCCGGACGGCGACUGGAGCGCCGACAUGGACGCCAUGGUCCUCUACAGCCCGCUGCAGGCGUUCCCCUCCAGCGCCUGGGACUGGAUCGGGCUCUACAAGGUCGGGUUCGCCAGCGUGUCCGACUACAUCACCUACACGUGGGUCAAAGACGACGAAGUGGCCUCCAGUGAAGAAGUCGUGCAGGUGUACGUGGGUAAAGAGGAAAUCCCCGUGCGGGGAGGCGAGUGCGUGCUGUGCUACUACAGCGACAGUCUGCAGUGCAUCGUGGGAGUCAGCGACGCGUUCAAGGUCCAGGGGUCAAAGGUGGCCGGUGAGGAAGGUUUGAUGUCGGAGCAGAUCGACGCGCUCGACAGAACCGCGUCGAGAGAAGAAGACCUCCGGAGCUGAGGUUUUUUAUUCUGGAUCGUCUGAACCACGACGGGGCGUUUGGUUACUGGGUUCUUCUUGCUGUUCCACUUUUAUAGAGAGUCUAAAGGCAUCACGGAAACUGUGAGUUUCAUUAAAAAUCAGGCGAAGACAACAUGGGGCCCCAAGACAGUUUAUUUACUCUCUAAAAUAUAUAUUUCUUAUAUAUAUAUAUAUUGUUUUAAAAAAUGUCCUAAAGCUGCAUUCUCUCUACUGACCACCAGGGGGCGACGGCCACAAUUCUAAGAAAGAAAAAAAAAGGGAAUUGUAAUUUGAACAAAUCUCUUGGGUCGUUUUUUUUAUUUUUAUUUUUUUUAUUUUUCGUUUCCACGUCAAUUCGUUGACAUUUUGCAGCAAAAUGAGCAAUUCGUGACUAAUUUGCACGUUAAAGACAAUUUGAUGCUGAAACAGACGCGUAAAUAUUGGUAGUUAACAUCUAUGUUCACUUCAGUCUCAUUUAAAGGGCCAGUGUGCAGCUUUAUUUAUUUUUUUUGGGGGGGGGGGGGGGAGAUUUGUUUUCAAUAGCGUUGUUAUGGGAUGGCGUUACCGCGGUGUGAUCUAAGUGAUUAGUUGGUUGCAAUCUGCAGCCUCGCCACCAGGUGUCACCAAAACCCGACACGCUGUCCCCCUUUUUUUGAAAGCUUUAAAAUAAAAAAUCAGUGGGCCGAAAAAUGUAAUUUCUUCAUUAUGCAGUUUUUGGAGAAAUGUUCCGGCUGUUUCUUCUUUCAGUUUUAGUCGUUCCGUAGAACUUUGUGUGCUCGGUGGUCCUGCAGUAUGAGUUAAUGACUAGAAUGAACCCUUUAAGGUGGAAAUAAAGAGAUUUAAGUAUUAAGAAAAGAAGCUGACGGUUUCUUUUUUUUAGAAAGUAUUAAAAAGUAAUUUUCUAUUUGGAAGUAUUCAGGUGAAUACUCGUCCUGCAGGACUGAUAUUAGCCUCUUCUUCUUCUGUUGUUUUAGAAAUAUUACCUGCUUCUUGUUGUGGGCUCGAGGAAGAUAAGACACGACUUCCCCUCUCGGUAUUUUAAUGAACUCCACUUUGUUCCUGGAGGACUUGACACUGUUUAUAUAAAACUAUUUAAUAUAACUUGUACAUCUUUUUUAGCUGGGGUUUGUUUUCAGCUUGCAGUUGUUAAACAACAACAACACCACAAAUCCAUUCCCUUAAAGAGAUGUUUACUCUUUAUUGUUGAUUUAAAGGUGGUCACUUUGUUGUUGUUGUGUACUGAUGAAAACAACAUGGAUUCAAAGUGCCUUUGAAAUGAUCGUAGCUUUUAGUGUUCGCUACGAUUUCAUUAUUCAUCAGAUUAUUUAUGUUAACUUUCAGUCGAAUGUUAUUGUUAUUGGCUCGCUGGAAUGAAUUUAUUAGCCAAUUUGUGUGUUUUUUUUCUCUCCAUUUUAUA
Molecule: messenger RNA, 3053 nt
Organism: Cyclopterus lumpus (lumpfish)
Lineage: Eukaryota; Metazoa; Chordata; Actinopteri; Perciformes; Cyclopteridae
Gene: inpp5ka
Product: inositol polyphosphate-5-phosphatase Ka
Exons: 14
Coding region: 191-1636 (481 amino acids)
Biological process (GO): phosphatidylinositol dephosphorylation; negative regulation of glycogen biosynthetic process; negative regulation of phosphatidylinositol 3-kinase/protein kinase B signal transduction
Cellular component (GO): ruffle; cytoplasm; plasma membrane
Molecular function (GO): phosphatidylinositol-3,4,5-trisphosphate 5-phosphatase activity; inositol bisphosphate phosphatase activity; phosphatidylinositol-4,5-bisphosphate 5-phosphatase activity
Source: RefSeq, a predicted model, not a curated record